CUUCGAGCCGCCACGUAAUGCCACGUCCCCGCGCAUGCGCAUCUUGACUAGUGGUGGCGGCCGUUUCCGGGCUUAGGGGGCUGGAGCGGCCGGCCGCGGAGUAGGAGGCGUUGGUGGUAGCGGCCGGGGAGUGCAGAGUGCGGGCUUGGGGGCCAGGCCCUGCUGAGGGCAGGGAAAGUUACCUUUUCUUUCCCGAAGGGGCCGGUAGAGCCGGUGGCUGAGCGACAAGAUGAAUUUCCUCCGCGGGGUAAUGGGGGGUCAGAGUGCCGGACCCCAGCACACAGAAAUCGAGACGAUUCAAAAGCUUUGUGACAGAGUGGCUUCAUCUACUUUACUAGAUGAUCGAAGAAAUGCUGUGCGUGCUCUCAAAUCAUUAUCUAAGAAAUACCGCUUGGAAGUGGGUAUACAAGCUAUGGAACAUCUUAUCCAUGUAUUACAAACAGAUCGUUCGGAUUCUGAAAUAAUAGGUUAUGCUUUGGACACACUAUACAAUAUAAUAUCUAAUGAUGAAGAAGAAGAAGUAGAAGAAAAUUCCACAAGACAGAGUGGGGAUUUGGGAAGCCAGUUUACAGAAAUUUUCAUUAAGCAGCAGGAGAAUGUCACUCUCCUGUUAUCUUUAUUGGAGGAGUUUGAUUUCCAUGUCCGCUGGCCUGGUGUGAAGCUUCUUACUUCUCUUUUAAAACAACUAGGACCUCAGGUGCAGCAAAUUAUUUUAGUCAGUCCCAUGGGUGUUUCAAGACUGAUGGACUUACUAGCAGAUUCCAGGGAAGUUAUACGUAAUGAUGGUGUGUUACUACUGCAGGCACUAACAAGAAGCAAUGGAGCAAUCCAGAAAAUUGUUGCUUUUGAAAAUGCUUUUGAGAGACUACUGGACAUUAUUACAGAGGAGGGGAACAGUGAUGGAGGUAUAGUAGUGGAAGAUUGUCUGAUUUUGCUCCAAAACUUGUUAAAAAACAACAAUUCCAAUCAAAAUUUUUUUAAAGAAGGCUCAUAUAUUCAACGUAUGAAACCUUGGUUUCAUGUUGGAGAUGAAAAUUCUGGCUGGUCUGCACAGAAAGUGACUAAUCUGCACGUAAUGCUACAGCUUGUCCGUGUACUGGUGUCUCCCACCAACCCCCCUGGUGCUACCAGCAGCUGCCAGAAAGCUAUGUUCCAGUGCGGCUUACUGCAGCAGCUCUGCACCAUCCUCAUGGCUACUGGAGUUCCUGCUGAUAUCCUCACGGAGGUAAACCACGUGGGGGCAGGGGCUACUCAGUGCAAGUUGAAAUCGGGAAUCCUAAGAAGAAGUAGAUGUCAGCUAAAGGAAAAACAGUAAAAAUUAACCAUUUUU
Leptonychotes weddellii (Weddell seal) is the source of this 1330-nucleotide messenger RNA. NCBI's taxonomy places the organism in Eukaryota, Metazoa, Chordata, Mammalia, Carnivora, Phocidae. The record is from RefSeq and is a predicted model, not a curated record.